GCCAAGUUCUGAUAACAGGCGCCACAGCAUCCGGGAGAGGAUGUCCAGUACCAACGAGAAAGGGAGCCUGUCCAUGGAGUCCACCAAGGAGACCCGGUACUGUGCUGUCUGCAAUGACUACGCUUCAGGCUACCAUUAUGGGGUCUGGUCUUGUGAGGGCUGCAAAGCGUUUUUCAAAAGGAGUAUUCAAGGGCACAAUGACUACAUGUGUCCUGCUACUAACCAGUGCACCAUCGACAAGAACAGAAGAAAGAGCUGCCAGGCUUGCCGACUAAGGAAAUGCUAUGAAGUGGGAAUGAUGAAAGGAAUCCGGAAAGACCGCAGAGGUGGGCGAAUGAUGAAACAAAAACGUCAAAGAGAGGAGCAGGAUUCCAGGAAUGGAGAGGCUUCCUCUACAGAGCUGCGAGCUCCCACCCUAUGGACCAGUCCACUGGUGGUUAAACAUAACAAGAAGAACAGUCCAGCCCUGUCCCUGACGGCAGAACAGAUGGUCAGUGCCUUGCUGGAAGCUGAGCCACCCAUAGUUUAUUCUGAAUAUGACCCAAAUAGACCAUUCAAUGAAGCCUCUAUGAUGACCCUGUUGACCAACCUUGCAGACAGAGAAUUAGUGCACAUGAUCAACUGGGCAAAGAGAGUUCCAG
Messenger RNA from Cariama cristata (Red-legged seriema), 641 nucleotides. RefSeq names its product estrogen receptor. Gene Ontology annotation, biological process: regulation of DNA-templated transcription. NCBI's taxonomy places the organism in Eukaryota, Metazoa, Chordata, Aves, Cariamiformes, Cariamidae. The annotation marks the transcript as partial. The record is from RefSeq and is a predicted model, not a curated record. Gene Ontology annotation, molecular function: zinc ion binding; sequence-specific DNA binding; nuclear estrogen receptor activity. The transcript is spliced from 3 exons.